AUGAAGGCACUUCAACGAUUUUUUAAGAAAAACAAUCAUGAAGAUUAUAUUAUGGGUAAAUGUUCAAUUUCACGCGAUUUAUCAUCACCAGAUACUCCAUCUAAAUUACAAACAAGUCAUUCUUGUUUUCAAUUAAAUAAGUCUCCAUUAAAACGUCGUUUUCUACUAUUUAAAUCUUCAUCAAACAAUACUUCAAUGGGUGCAGCAAAUAGUACUAAGGGAAAUCAAAGUGAUAUUCAAACAUAUCUUGAACAAGAAAAAGUAAAGUUUAUUGAAAAACUUGAAAAUCCUGUUCGACAAAAUGCUAGCUUAGAUGAUUUUGACCUCAUACGUACAGUGGGUACUGGAACAUUUGGUCGAGUAGUUUUAGUCAAACAUCGAACUGAUCCUGUAGUGAAAACAGUUGCAUUGAAAGUACUUGAUAAACAAGUUGUAAUGAAAAUGAAACAACUCGAACAUACAUUAGCUGAAAAAAAAAUUCUUCAAGCAUUAUCUUGCCCAUUUAUUGUAAAAUUAUUGUACACAUUCAAAGAUAAUUCUUAUUUAUAUUUGGGUCUUGAAUAUGCACCUGGCGGAGAAAUGUUUACACAUUUACGUUCUUCCGGACGUUAUACAGAAGAUAUGACAAGAUUUUAUGCUGCACAAAUUGUACUUGCUUUUGAAUAUUUGCAUUAUUUAGGUGUUAUUUAUCGAGAUCUUAAACCCGAAAAUUUACUUUUUGGAUCAGAUGGUUAUUUAAAAAUGACAGAUUUUGGGUUUGCAAAACGUGUCAAAGAUCGUACAUGGACAUUAUGUGGAACACCUGAAUAUCUUGCUCCAGAAAUAAUUCUCAGUCGUGGUUACAAUAAAUGUGUAGAUUAUUGGGCAUUAGGUGUAUUAAUGUAUGAAAUGAGUGCUGGUUAUCCACCAUUUUUUGCUGAUCAAGCAAUACAAAUUUAUGAAAAAAUUGUAUCUGGUCGUGUUCGUUUUCCAAAUCAUUUUACAGUUGACCUUAAAGAUUUACUCAAAAAUUUACUUCAAGUAGAUUUAACACGUCGUUUUGGUAAUUUAAAAGCUGGUGUUAAAGAUAUAAAAGAACAUCGAUGGUUUCGAGAUAUAGAUUUUAUAGCUAUCUAUGGAAAAUCUAUUCCAGCACCAUAUAUACCAAAAGCUGAUAAAGACCAUUAUGAAAUCUAUGAGGAGCAACC
Adineta steineri is the source of this 1187-nucleotide messenger RNA. NCBI's taxonomy places the organism in Eukaryota, Metazoa, Rotifera, Eurotatoria, Adinetida, Adinetidae. The record is from the annotation of a GenBank genome assembly.